AUGAAGGUGAUAACAAAGGAGAAGAAAACACUUUUCACCAAUCUGCUGACGCAACACGAGAAGACUGACAAACUUGAAUGUUUGGGAGUUUAUCGCAUCAAAUACGGAAGCUAUGAGCAGAAGUAUAUCGGUGUAACAGGAAGAAAAAUCGGCCUACGAAUCAAGGAGCAUCAAGGACUCUGCAGGAAUAUGGAUACGAAAAGAUCCGAAAUAGCGGAACACAUUGCACGAACAGAGCACGAAAUCGACUGGAAAUCGACCGAACGGUUGGCUGCAUGUGGUGAAAAUCCGAGAGGCGAUCGAAAUACUGACCGAGAGAGAUCUAAUGAACAGGAGACUUGA
This is a messenger RNA of Protopolystoma xenopodis, 342 nucleotides long. NCBI's taxonomy places the organism in Eukaryota, Metazoa, Platyhelminthes, Monogenea, Polystomatidea, Polystomatidae. The record is from the annotation of a GenBank genome assembly.